CUAUUAAUGAAGUGAAAACUUACAAAAGAGAAGAAGUGUUAGUUCCUAUUUUAAAGAAAAAAGGAGCUAAGAAAAAGAAUAGAAAAUAUACUUAUAAUUUGAUAAUUUCUAGUUCUUCACCAAGGUUCAAAUUCUCAAGUACUAUUCCAAUGAAGCAAAAACCUACAAAAAAAAAAGUGUUAGUUCAAA
Molecule: messenger RNA, 189 nt
Organism: Scutellospora calospora
Lineage: Eukaryota; Fungi; Glomeromycota; Glomeromycetes; Diversisporales; Gigasporaceae
Source: the annotation of a GenBank genome assembly